AGUUGUAUGGCCUAUUGCUGCGCUCGAUAUGGUUAGAUGAAAUGCCGUCUUUAACUGUUCAUUGUUGUACGUGGAAUGUUGGUGAUGAAAAGCCUGGAGAUGAAGACCUUUCACCCUUACUCGGGUUAAAUGUGAAACCACUUCCCGAUGUCAUAAGCGUGGCCCUUCAAGAGGUUACUGGAGAUGAUGCGUGGCGUCAAAAACUACUUGAACACUUAUAUCCUCGUGGUUAUGUGUUGAUCAAGUCUCGAAACUGCUGGGCAAUUUGGAUAUUCGCAUUCUUGAAGCGAAAUCUCUUACCUGCAGUCACGAACAUUGAAUCAGAGGUUACUGCCUCAGGAUACGCCGGUGUGAUGGGUAAUAAGGGAGGGGUUAGUGCAAGGUUUGAACUCUGUGGAAUAAACAUGAUAUUCCUUUCAUGUCACUUUACCGCGCAUAUGGAAAACAAACGGGAUCGUCUAAAUGAUUAUUUCGAUAUUAUCGACCAUCAAAGUUUCAGAGACGAAGAUGUGAAUGUCAUUUUAGAUCAUGACUAUGUGUUUUGGAUGGGUGAUCUGAAUUUCCGCAUAGAUGACUUCAAAAAGCAUGAAGUAGAGGAAAUGAUAAGAGAAAAUCGUUACUGUGAACUCUUACAGCAUGAUCAACUUACAACAAUGAAAAAUGACAAACUGUUAUUUCAUGACUUCUGUGAAGGUACAAUAUCCUUCCCUCCAACCUUCAAGUUUGACAAAGGUACAGAUACUUACGAUAGUAGCAAAAAGCAACGGAUUCCUGCAUGGACAGAUCGAAUAUUAUAUAUGGUCCAUCGAGAUUUCGCUCUGGAUCAUCACCUUAAUCUUCCACGAACUGAACAGCAACGAUCAUCUAGUCCAUCUCGUCGGUUACCUGUCCGAGUACCACCGUCACAAAUGGAAGAAAAGUUCCCAUCAAACGAGUCUAUUAAAAGAAGACAGCAUCCUGAAGCCGUUUUGCUUAACUAUACUAGUCUCAAUGAAUAUAAAACAUCAGAUCAUCGACCGGUUAUUGCAGUUUUUAAAUUGUCCGUACCUCCCAGAUGGUUCAGUUUACCCGUUAAAUUUGAAGAACCUGGUGGCAAAGCGCAUCCAUGUUACGCCAAUUUGGAAAUAUCUUACCGAAUUCUUGAUCCUCCUGGACUGUUGAGACUUUCAGAAACAAACUUGGUACUUUCACCUAAAGAGUGCUUUCCAGUUUCCGACUUCGCCAAACUGCUCUUAUUCAACGCUCCAGUGAAGUCUAUGAGCCCGGGGAAAUCGGAAAAGGCAAAUGACGAUAUGAGUCCAUUGGCUCCUCCAAGUCUACAAACAACGUCAUUUGACUGGAUAGCUCUUUAUCCAGCAGAAUUCGCAGACCUAGAAAGAGAUUAUAUCACUUAUGUAUAUGCAUCGAGCAGUGUAUCUCAAACGAAAACUCGGAAAAAUUCAGUUUCUUCAGCUUUGUUACAGUCUUCAAAUGCAGCAAAAUUUCAAGAAUCCUUCUACAAAGCUAAAAUUGAAUCAAAUCGGCUAAAAGACCUAGCUGGUCAGUCAUUUUGCCUUGUUUAUAUGAGUCGUAACAAGCAUUGUCCCCAGGGUUAUAGUGAACCUUUCAAGAUUUAUGCUGUGAGUUGUUAGUUUUAGACCAAACAUAGCAGCUUUACACAACCAAAUUCGAUACUACCAGCUUGUUAAGUUGGCUCAGUCUCCAUUCACCCUAGAUGCAUUUUUUGAUGUGAUUGUGUUUGUCAUCGCUUUUCGUAAUAAACUCUUACAUCAACUAAUUAACCUUCUGUGUUUAUAUUAAUGAUGUACUUUUAUUUAUAUCCAUAUCACAUUAAUUAGAUUAACAAAAAGUUUUCUGUUUAGUGUUCGACUGAAGUAUAUAUAUAUAUAUAUAUCUACGCUACUUAACGGUUGUUGUGUAAGGAAACACAUUAAAAACUGUUUGUCACGUCAGUAUUCAGCACCGGAUUAGCUUUAAAGGUCACUUGCUUCACUUUGCUCUAAUGACUGUAUAAUUUGCUGUGUUUAGACUUUUCUAUUUUUUCUUUUCACUCUAGAAUGUAAUAGCCACUACCUCUAGAAAGCACAUCUAACAAUUGUAUAGGGUAUAAUCAAAACUGAUGUGAAUAGUUUUCUAUUUGUACAAUUUAUAGGUUGGAAGAUUAUCCUCCAAAUUAAAGGAGUUUAUUCCGAAAUUCUUAUUACGUAAAAAAAAAGAAUAACGUAACCGUCAUUGUCUUUUCAUCACUUUUAUUAUCACUACUUUCAUUAUUGUUGUGAUUGUGAGUAUAUAGAGUCGCUGGCUAAUUUAUAUUUUGAUUGUAUAGUUUAAGCAUUGACAAGACUCUGUGAAUUCAUUUCAACUAACACUUAGCUGCACAAGUAAUGUUGAACUCAGUCUGCGAAACAAAUAUUAUUUGGUUAGCAGACAGCGAAGCUGUAUGCAUUCAUCUAGUCUCUGUUAUUCGAUACUUCAUUUAAGAUAAUUAAAACAGAUAGAAAUAAACAAUAUCCAGUUAUGCAUGUAUUAUGAUACAAUCUGUUGUCAACACUUAUUACAUGUGUAUAUUACUCUCUUCCUAAUUUUAUUUCAUGACAUCUUAGUUUUUUUUUGUUUGCUUUAUUUCGGGCUUUCUUUAUUUUCUAGCUUCUUAGAAGAAAAAGUGGUGAUAGAUUAUUUUUUGCUUUCUUGUCUUCUUCUUCAUAUCCUUUACAAGUAAUUGUUAAUAUCCCCUUUUUUGGGUUCGUAUCUGUGUAUGUAUUCAUGUGUAUGUCUACUGUAAUUGUGUUUAAGUCAUUUAAUUUCCUCACGACCACACAAUACAUCUUAUAUACAU
Heterobilharzia americana is the source of this 2836-nucleotide messenger RNA. Lineage: Eukaryota; Metazoa; Platyhelminthes; Trematoda; Strigeidida; Schistosomatidae. The record is from the annotation of a GenBank genome assembly.